UGUUUGUUUCGAAGCUGUUGCUAUUCUGAUAACACUUCCUGCAUGUCAACACGUGCCCUCAUUAAAACCUUCUUUCAUUCUCAUAUCCCGCCAACCUUCUAAUUCUGUUAUAUUACGCGGCAAAUAUGUUCACUCGCAACUUAACUCAGUUGCUACGCCAUACAAAGUACAUAGGUAUCCCUGUAGCUCGGUGUGCUGAUGAUGCUACAUCUCUUCUAAAGUUUGAAAAAUGUUUGAACCAAGUAAAUUUGAUUGGUCGAAUUGGACGAGAUGCAGAAGCUCGUGGCUCAGAAAGCCAUCCUGUUAUUAUAUUAUCAUUGGCAACAAGCUUUGUUUACUCUAAAUCUUCUGGAGAAACCAUAUCUAGGACAGAUUGGCACCGUGUCAGUGUGUUUAAAGCUGGACUUCGAGACAAAGUUGCUGCAUAUAUAAGGAAAGGAGACCGUGUGUUUGUGAGUGGCACUCUUCAGUAUAAUGAGUAUUGGGAUUCAGGCAAUGUACUACAGAAGUCUACUACAAUUAUUGCAAAUGAUAUAAUAAAUUUAACCAAAAAAUACUUGAAGAAUGAUGAAGAAUUGGAUAUGUGAUCUAAAACCAUGAACUCUUGUUUGGUUUAUUACAAAAAUUAGAAUUAUGUGCCUUAGCAAAACUUAAAAAAAGUAAACUACUAUAUUGAACAAAUUUUCAUUAAUUGCUGAUAUCAAUAUUAACAUCAAUGAGAAAAGCAACACCAGGUAAAUAAUAAUAAUAAUGAUUAUUAUUGCACUUAACCAAGCAUAGGGCCAGAAAUUUUGCAGAAGUUGAUUAAAUCAGUCCCAGUACUUGAUUGGUACUGUAUUUUAUUGACCUCAGCAGGAUUUGAACUUAAAAUGUAGAGCCAGAACAAAAACUGCAAGGUGUUUUGUCUGAUACUUGUAAUAAUUAUCAUGAUUUCUUUGUUAGGCGCAUAUCUAUGAAAAGAUUUUCUUCAUUUAAAAUGAAGUUAACAAUUAUGUAAAAAGAAAAAAGCAUUUAUGAAUCAAAAAAUUAAAAUCGAAACAAUGUUACAAAUACAUUGGAUUCAAAUAAGUAAAAGAAAUUUAGUGUUUGUAGUUGUUAAGGAGAUUUCCUAUCAUAGUUUCACACAACUAGCCUGUUGUUUAUUCCUAUUCUUCCAUAUGAUAUUGGCCACUCUUAACUGUUUAAUCUAAAGAUAAUAAUAAUAAUAAUAAUGAUGAAAACCAUAGAACAAAACAGGAAGUGUUCUUAGAUAUUAGCUAACUACAUAACUAGCAACAUUCAUUUAUCACUAUUUAUCUUGAGUAAACUGCAGCCAACUUAUCUUUGAAUGACCUGUUUUCCUUAAUCAAACUGAUUAAGGAAAAUCAUUUGUAUAUGGAGCAUUAAAAAGCUUAAAAUAAGAUUGACUAUGCAAUGAUAGAAAAAUAUCAAUUCUUAACUAAUGCUACUUCUAACACACACAAACACAAGACAACUCUACAUCUGUUUCUGCCUGAUUGAGCAUCAUCAGCAAGUAUUCAGUCAAGCCAGAAGUUGAUAAUAUCUUAGCAAGUAGCUAAAUAAAUAUACAGAAAUGUUUAUUUGUUGACAAGAAAGAAAAUUUUAAAAAAUU
This is a messenger RNA of Octopus sinensis (East Asian common octopus), 1612 nucleotides long. RefSeq names its product single-stranded DNA-binding protein, mitochondrial. Gene Ontology annotation, biological process: mitochondrial DNA replication; positive regulation of helicase activity. Gene Ontology annotation, molecular function: single-stranded DNA binding. The record is from RefSeq and is a predicted model, not a curated record. The coding region runs from base 126 to 587 and encodes 153 amino acids. Gene Ontology annotation, cellular component: mitochondrial nucleoid. The transcript has 6 exons. Lineage: Eukaryota; Metazoa; Mollusca; Cephalopoda; Octopoda; Octopodidae.